Alternaria conjuncta is the source of this 1134-nucleotide messenger RNA. RefSeq lists its product as uncharacterized. Bases 1 to 1134 code for a protein of 377 amino acids. The record is from RefSeq and is a predicted model, not a curated record. Lineage: Eukaryota; Fungi; Ascomycota; Dothideomycetes; Pleosporales; Pleosporaceae. The transcript has a single exon.
AUGCCGCCGAAAAAGCGCAAAGACGAAGAGGCGCCCAGCGGCUACGCGCCGCGCGGGAAGAUGGCGAGGACUCGCCCGCCCUCAAGCUUUUGGGAUGCCGGUUUCCCAUCCGAAGGCGGAUCGCCUUACACCGGCAGUGGGCAUGUGAACCCCCGCUGGAAAACGAAGUUGAUGCAAGGACGGACUCGCGAAGCUCAAACGCCAAUGCCAACACCAACGCCAACAGACGUAUCCGCGGAGGAUGCAGCAACCCCUGCACAUGGUGGCAACGCUCUCCAGCGUCGACUUUCUGCCAUGACUGGCCAGGGCGCGUCGACUCCGAACGACGACAUGACUUCGCCGAGUAGGCAUGACGGUAUCGCGCAGGAUCCCCAGACCCCUUCGCUGGUGGAACGACGCCCCAGCCAUGCGUACAACGGCCUAUUUAGGGGUCGAGGCGGAGCGACUAUGGGUAUGAACAGGCAGGCAUUUCAUGUGCCACCAGGGAGACAUCCAUCUUCGGAUAUACUCAUGCCGCCGCUGCCGUCUAGUAUGCAGCGCUCGAGUGUUCUACGUCGUAGAGACGCACAACACGUCGGUGCGGCUGAAGAGGAAGACGGGAGUGCGCAUCGAAAUGACGAUGUAGUGCCCGCUGAACUCGAGGAGGAAGAGGAAGAGGAAAACGGGAGUGCGCAUCGAAAUCACGAUGUAGUGCCCGUUGAACUCAGUGGUGAAGAAUCCCAGUUACCUGGCGUUCUUCCAUCAAGUAGGGUUGGGCGGCCGUCUUCUCAGGAAGAGAACCUGUCACCACAGCCAACCUCACCGUUGCCUGUGGUAGUUCAGAGGGUUGAUGAAGCUAGGCCACAAGAAUCUCUUGUCGUCGGCUUGGAUUCAGAAACCGUGGAGGUAUUGGAGAAGCGCCUGGCCCAGGUUUUGAGUCAAGUGAAGAACUUGCGCGCCGAGGCGUCUGCGGAUCUCCGCGUGAUGUUUCGGAAGGGAGUGCAGUUGGCGAAUACCGAUCUAUCAGGGAUCGACCCUGCUAUUUUGGGAAGGGUGUGGGAAGACCUCGAGGCAGAGGACGCUGUAGGCAUGGUGGAGACGGAUGAUCCAGAUAUCGCCGCGCUCUUUGACGAAGAGGAAGAGCCGAAAAAGUGA